Colletotrichum karsti is the source of this 1596-nucleotide messenger RNA. RefSeq names its product MFS multidrug transporter. NCBI's taxonomy places the organism in Eukaryota, Fungi, Ascomycota, Sordariomycetes, Glomerellales, Glomerellaceae. Gene Ontology annotation, molecular function: transmembrane transporter activity. Gene Ontology annotation, biological process: transmembrane transport. The transcript is spliced from 3 exons. The record is from RefSeq and is a predicted model, not a curated record.
CUGUCAUACUUCCCCGUCGCCAACGAGUACAUCGAUGGAGUCUUCAACGAGAAGACGAACCUGCCCCCGAGGUGGUCGUUCUAUGUUCCCGACUUCGACUUCGACGUUAAGGACUUUGAGAAAUACGAACAACAGGACAACAGCGAGGAUGACGAUAUACCAACAGCGCUGAAGGGGUUCCGUGUGGACUUUUACCCUGGAGAUCCAAACGACCCCAAGUGCUGGUCGGUUGCCUACCGGAUGCUCGUCGUCGGCAUGUUCGCCUUCACCACCUUGGCCACCGGUAUCUACUCGACGGCAUACUCGAGUGGCAUCAACCAGAUGGUCGAGGAGCUGGGCAUCACCAACCAGUCAUUGCCACUGCUUGGUAUCUCACUAUACCUUGUCGGCCUGGCGCUGGGAGCUCUCAUCAUGGCACCACUCAGUGAGACCUUCGGCCGCAGGCCGAUGUACAUCGGAGGUCUUACCGUCUUCUUGGCUCUCAUUCCCAUCGCUGCUCUUGCGACAAACUUCACCAUGGUCAUCGUCGCGCGCUUCUUAGGAGCCGUCGCUGGAAGUGUCAUGCUUUCCAACGUAGCUGGAUCGAUCAUUGACAUCACCGACCCUAAGUACCUCCCUUUGGCGAUAUCCGUUUACUCCUUCGGACCUCUCAAUGGCCCCGUGCUGGGACCCCUCAUCGGAGGUUUCCUCGUCGAGGCAUGGGGUUGGAGAUCCCUGAACUGGAUGUCGCUAAUUUCAACAGCUGUGGGGGCUGCUUUCAUUAUGACGAUCCCUGAAACAUAUCGCCCAACGCUUUUGCGAAAGAUGGCGGCGCAGAAGAGAAAGGAAGAAGACGAUCUUCGUUACUGGUCCGACUUCGACGACACUGUCCCGCUCUUUCGCAGAAUCCGCACUGCAGUCUCGCGACCUUUCAUUUUGUCCUUUACCGAACCUGUACUACUAUUCUGGAACGUCUACAUCUCCGUCAUCUAUGCCAUCGUUCAACUGGCAUACGUCGCAUUUCCUAUCAUCUUCCAAGGCGAACGAGGCUGGUCUACGUCGAUCUCGGGACUCGCUUUUCUCGGUGUGUUCGUCGGCAUCGCACUUGUUCUCGCAACCGAGCCUUUGCUGCGGAAGCUUGUUCAACGCCAGCCCAAGAACCCCGACACGGGCAAGCCGGAGCCCGAGGCUACCGUGCUUCUCAUCUGUAUCGGAGCGGUCCUCGAGCCCGUAGGCCAGCUCAUGUUCGCACUCACGUCCCUUCCUGUGGAGAUUCCUUUUUACUGGAGCAUUCUAUCUGGCGUUCCCUUUGGAUACGGCUUCGGCCUUGUUUUCAUCUACGGCACUGGGUACAUCUCGAACGUGUUCGGCAUGUACGCCACUUCGGCUUCUGCCGGAAAUCUUGUUUUCAGAUCAAUUUUGGGCGCCGUCUUGGUCAUCGUGGGCAAGAGCAUGUACGCCGCCCUCACCCCGCGCAUCGCGGGUAUCACAAUUGGCGUUGCCGAAGUCGUGCUCAUGCCCAUCCCUUUCAUAUUUCUUAAAUGGGGCAAGAAGAUUCGGCAAAAGAGCAAACUCAUUCGGACUUUGGAGGAGCAGGCGAAAAAGGUUGGGAAGUGA